CAAAUGAAGCUGCCGCACCGCAGCCUCCGAUUCCUGGCCGCGUGCGCACGCACGGCUGCAGCGCUGAGCAGCACGUUAGCCCGCUACGCGGCGCCGGCGACGGUGUGUGGCGCUCCGUCCCGCCGCGUGCUGUGCCUCGGCGACGGCGACCUGUCCUGCAGCGCGGCGCUCGCGGACGCUGGUAUUGAAGUAACCGCGACAACUCUAGACACCCGGGACGACCUACACCGCAAGUACGGCGAGGAGGCGGCGGCGCGCUUCGACCGGCUCGGCGCCAUCGGAGGCGUCGACGCGACGGCGCCCGGCGACCUCGGCGCAGCGUUCGACCGUGUCAUCUUCAAUUUCCCUCACGCACCCGGCAAGCAAAACAUCCGCCGCAACCGCGAGCUGCUACACGCGGUCUGCGGCGCGGCACCGCUCGCGCCGGGCGGCGAGCUCCUCGUCGCGCUCGACGGCGGCCAGGGUGGUUCUGUGCUGUGUGGAAAUCAAUCCGUGAGUCAGGUCCUCGCGUCGAUGGCGUGGGCGCCUGAAAUUUGAUUUCCACGCAGGUUGCGCGGGCGAGCUCCCGCAAGGCCAACAAGCGCGGCGGGAGGCCUGGAACCGCAGCUGGCAGCUGGACAUCGCCGCGGCGGAAAAUGGCCUGGUCGUGGCGGAGGCGACGCCCUUCGAGCCCUUCUACGGCACGCGGGGCCAUCGAGGCGAGGGCAAAGCGCGCGCCUUCGAACCGCGGUCUGCCAUCCUCCACGCGCUUGCGCGGACGGGGACCGCCGCGGCGGUGUCGGCGCCGUCGUACGUCUUCGAGGUGCAGUUUUUUAGUGAUAAUGCGGACGACGACGAGGCCGUCUGCGCGGCGCUGGCUCGCGCGGCCGGCGGGCUGGCCCACGCCGUGCGGCGCGCGGACCGCUACGAGCGCGCCGACGGGCGCGUCUCCCACGCGUUCGAGGUGACGCUGGCGACGCGCGACGCGUGCCUGCCGCGGUCGAAAGCUGAUAUAGUGCGCCAGACCGUAGAGACGGAGAUCGAGGCGCUGCUCAAUGUGCGUCUGAGAACGGAAAAGACUGGGAGACUCGUCUCGAAGCCCCUGCCCUGGCCCGAGUCGUGA
Molecule: messenger RNA, 1102 nt
Organism: Pelagomonas calceolata
Lineage: Eukaryota; Pelagophyceae; Pelagomonadales; Pelagomonadaceae
Source: the annotation of a GenBank genome assembly